Molecule: messenger RNA, 2981 nt
Organism: Triticum dicoccoides
Lineage: Eukaryota; Viridiplantae; Streptophyta; Magnoliopsida; Poales; Poaceae
Product: soluble starch synthase 2-1, chloroplastic/amyloplastic-like
Exons: 9
Coding region: 138-2447 (769 amino acids)
Molecular function (GO): alpha-1,4-glucan glucosyltransferase (UDP-glucose donor) activity
Source: RefSeq, a predicted model, not a curated record
GUGAACCAGAGAAACCUCCGACCCCACCGCCUUCUUCUCCAGUCUCCCCCCUCACCUCACACCCGGAAAUUCGGAUCAGCACCGAGCAGCAGCACGCUGGCAGUGAGUGGGAGCCUUCCAGUGGAAGGAGUCUUCCAAUGGCGGCCACCUCCUCCUCUUUCUUCGCCCCGCCCCCCGCGGCUCUGCUUCGCCACGGCGCUUCUCCCCGUCCUACCGCCGCGGCUUCCCCCUCCUCCUCCUGCCGCUGCCACGGCCGACUCCAGCGCCCGUCUGUUCGACUCCCCCGCCGCCGCUCAGCGGCCGCCCGACCCGUGAGGUUUUGCGUCAAUGGUGUCUAUGGGUGGCCGGCGGUGCCCAGGGGUUGGACUAAAAGGGGGCCGACAAAGGGUUUAUGCGCCGCUGGGGCACAUGACGAUGCUGUGAAUCAAGUUGGCGAGGAUGUCGACGACGACGGCAACGGAGUCCGUGUUUCCAAUGAGGCCCUCCGCGCCACUAUCCGGAAGAGCAGAGAGGUGCUGGCGAUGCACAGAGAUCUACUUGACCAGAUAUCAGAAAAGAAGAAGCUCAUCUCUGUUAUUGAGGCCAGCGCCAUUCAUAAUGGGCAAGAGCCAUUCAGUGGUAGUCCCUUUUCAAGCUCGGAUGCAGUUUCAGAGGGCAAAGAGAUUGGCUAUGAUCUUCAGAUGUACCUUGACAGGCGUUCACAGAAAUCCGAAAUCCGUUCAACUCAUGGAGAAUCUAUUAGUGGCCAGCAUGAAUACUAUGGAAGUUUAGAAGGCAAACUUUCCAACACUGAUGUUAAUGGAAGCAAGGUCAGCUAUGUUCACUAUCUGUACAAAACUUUCUCUAGUGCUGCUCCUAACGUAUAUGAACCACAAUCUGUUAAUGGCAUGGAGCAGGAUUAUGAAAAGGGACACUCAGUUACUGAGGAAAUAAAUGACAAUUCAUCUUCUUCGGCUGCUGUAGAUGUUAUGAAUAUCAUAUUGGUAGCUGCAGAAUGUGCUCCUUGGUCGAAAACAGGUGGACUUGGGGAUGUUGCUGGAGCUUUGCCGAAGGCUUUGUCAAAGAGAGGUCAUCGUGUCAUGGCGAUAGUACCAAUGUAUGGGAACUAUGAAGAACCUCACCAAAUAGGAGAACCAAAGAGGUACCAGGUCGCAGGGCAGGAUAUGGAGGUAAAAUAUCAUCAUGCAUACAUAGAUGGCGUGGAUUUUGUGUUUAUCGACAAUCCUAUCUUCCACAAUGUUGAGAGUGAAAUUUAUGGUGGAGACCGAACAGAUAUCUUGAAACGAAUGAUCUUAUUGUGCAAAGCAGCUGUAGAGGCUCCAUGGUGUGUUCCAUGUGGUGGUUUUUGCUACGGUGAUGGAAAUCUUGUAUUCAUAGCAAAUGACUGGCACACUGCAUUACUGCCUGUUUAUUUGAAGGCUUAUUAUCGUGACAAUGGUUUCAUGAUAUAUGCCCGCUCUGUCCUUGUGAUACACAAUAUAGCACAUCAGGGCCGUGGCCCCUUGGACGAUUUCAGUUACCUGGAUUUGCCCAGUAACUACAUGGACCUUUUUAAACAUCAUGACCCAUUUGGAGGUGAUCAUCUAAACAUAUUUGCUGCUGGGAUUAAAGCUGCGGACCGUUUACUUACUGUUAGCCAUGGUUAUGCAUGGGAGCUCAAAACGACUGAAGGUGGUUGGGGCCUUCAUGGGAUCAUUAACGAAAGUGAUUGGAAAUUCCAAGGCAUUGUAAAUGGUAUCGAUACCACUGAUUGGAAUCCUAGGUGUGAUGUCCACCUGAAAUCAGAUGGAUACAGCAACUAUUCUCUGGAAACUGUUGAAACAGGUAAAGCACAGUGUAAAGCGGCAUUGCAGAAAGAACUUGGUCUCCCGGUUCGUGGGGAUGUUCCUGUGAUUGCUUUCAUCGGACGGCUAGACAAUCAAAAAGGCGUAGACUUGAUAGCAGAAGCAAUGCCAUGGAUAGCUGGUCAAGAUGUACAGGUAAUACUGCUGGGUACCGGGAGGCAAGACCUCGAAGACACAUUGAGGAGGCUUGAAAGCCAGCACUACGACAGAGUUAGGGGUUGGGUUGGUUUCUCUGUCAGGCUGGCUCAUCGUAUGACCGCAGGAGCUGAUAUACUGUUGAUGCCGUCAAGGUUCGAGCCUUGCGGGUUGAACCAGCUCUAUGCAAUGAUGUAUGGGACCGUGCCCGUGGUGCAUGCGGUGGGUGGCCUUCGAGACACCGUCCAGCACUACAAUCCAUAUGAGGAGGCUGGGGUUGGUUGGACUUUUGAAAAUGCGGAAGCAAACAGGAUGAUCGAUGCGCUGGGGCACUGCCUGAACACGUGCAGGAACUACAAGUCUAGCUGGGAGGGACUCCGGAGGAGAGGGAUGAUGCAGGACCUAAGCUGGGACACUGCUGCUAAACGCUAUGAGGAGGUUCUUGUUGCUGCCAAGUAUCAGUGGUGACUGGGGAGUGGAUCCAAGAGCUUACUGAUGGUUGUCAUUCACAGACUGGAAGACGCUCUUGAUGUGUGUUGGCCCAGUAUCCCAAGUUGAGCAUGUUGGUUGAAACUGGAAGACGAAAUCUUUCCUGUAAGAGCCCAAGCCAUUCUCAACAGUGCAACUGUUAGCCUACUUCCUAGACGAAAGCUGCUGAAGAGGUGUUUCUUUGGAGGAGGUUUAAGCGGCACAUAGAAGAUUCAGCGGGCAGCGGCAAACAUCCUCCCUUUUGAAGGAUGCAUUUCUGAAGCCGCCUCUGUUUCCACAGGAUGAGCUCAGUUAGAUGCUUCAUUUAGCUCAGUAGAGUACCUACCAGCUAGCUCGGGAAUCAUUGCUUGGUUUAUUUGAUUGAUUGAUAGCUGGGUUGUACAUCCCGUCUAGGAGUUCGCUGUUGGGUUGGUCAUUUCUUAGAGCAAAGUCAUGUAAAUAGACAGUUGUAGCAUGAGGUUACCUGGCUUUGAGCGGUCCAUGUAAUUACUACGUACUCCCUCUGUCCGAAAA